CAAAGAGCACCAACUGUCAAAACAUCAAUGAAAGAUAGUCACGAUAAAGAUUAUUUUAAUGGUUAAGCGUACGUGUUUUUUUAAAUUGUGUUGUGCUAUAAUAAUCUCGACGCGAUGAAAAAGAAUACAGAUGGGUUUAGACUUUCAAAGGAUUUUUUAUUACCGGGUAUACUUUUCGCUUUGGUGGUUAGAUGGUGUGUCGCCGCGUAUCCUUAUUCCGGCUACAAAUCUCCGCCAAUGUAUGGAGAUUUUGAAGCUCAAAGACACUGGCAGGAGAUAACAUUGCACACGCCACUAACCAAGUGGUAUAUAAACACGACUCAUAACGAUUUGGAAUAUUGGGGGUUAGACUACCCUCCCCUGACGGCAUAUCAUAUGUUACUUAUUGCUUACGUUGGAGAAUGGUUAGACCCGGAAUCCGUGCGACUCUUCGCUUCAAGAGGUUACGAGAAUGAGAACCAUAAAGAAUUCAUGAGAUGGACUGUGUUUUUCAGUGAUUUAUACAUUUAUGUACCAGCUGCAUUUUGCCUUUGUAUAGAGGCAGAGAGAGUCAAGGCUAAAGGGGAUAAAAAUGUAUUCAAAAGGGUAGAUGUAGCUACUACAAUUCUCUUGUUAUAUCCAGGUUUAAUACUAAUAGAUCAUGGUCAUUUCCAAUACAAUUGUAUAUCUUUGGGCUUGUUUAUAGCGGCAACAUUUUGCAUUUUGGCUCUAGAUAGUGAUAUUUUAGCGUCUAUAUUCUUUAUGAUGGCAAUUAAUUAUAAACAAAUGGAAUUGUAUCAUUCUUUACCAUUUUUCUUUUAUCUUUUAAGAAAAUGUUUUAUAACUGUAGGACCUAAGAGAAGAAUCUUUAGUUUUAUCAGUCAGUUUAAUAAGUUGGCCGUUGUAGUGGUUUGUAGUUUUGGUAUAAUUUACUAUCCUUUUUUAAGUUCAUGGGAUACUGUGUCCAAUGUUUUGUAUAGAAUGUUCCCACUUAAACGUGGAGUGUUUGAGGAUAAAGUGUCAAAUGUGUGGUGCUUUAUAAAUGUAUUUAUUAAGUUGAAAUCAAUUUAUACGAAUGAAAUGAUGGCAAAAAUAUGUCUGUUCACAACAGCUCUAGCAGCGAUGCCUUCUUGUUUAGAUUUAUUUGUAAGAAUCAAUAAAAAGAAAUUCAUUUUAUCACUCAUUAAUGUAUCUUUAGCCUUUUUCUUGUUUUCAUUCCAAGUUCAUGAAAAGACAAUUCUACUUGUCGCUAUUCCUGUAGCUUUAUAUUUUGCGGAAGAUCCGUUUAUGUGCUUCUGGUUUCUGCUAGUGUCUAAUUUCAGUAUGCUCCCAUUAUUAAUUAAAGACGGACUUCUAUUACCUUUCAUAGUGACUAUGUUAAUUUAUAUUUCUGUUUACAGUAUCGCAUUAAAAAUGGCAGAUAAUACUGCAGGUUUAUUCACAUUUAUAAAUGCGAAUAGAGUUUAUAAAACGAUAAAAAAAGAUAAAACUAAAGAUUCUAUGUUUUUAAAAAUUGUUAGUCAUUACUUUUUCUUUUCUCUAGUAGGUAUGAUAUUUCUCACAAUAUGCUUAAUAUAUGUAAAGCCACCAGUGAAGUUUCCAGAUCUCUUUCCACUGUUAAUUUCUGUUUACUCGUGUUCUCACUUUAUACUAUUCUUUUUGUAUUUCAAUUAUCAACAAUUAAUUUUGCCGAAAUGUUUGCCAUUACCGCUGAAAGUAAAACAGAAAUAAUUGU
This is a messenger RNA of Papilio machaon (common yellow swallowtail), 1714 nucleotides long. RefSeq names its product dolichyl pyrophosphate Man9GlcNAc2 alpha-1,3-glucosyltransferase (gene gny). Gene Ontology annotation, biological process: protein N-linked glycosylation. Gene Ontology annotation, molecular function: dolichyl pyrophosphate Man9GlcNAc2 alpha-1,3-glucosyltransferase activity. The record is from RefSeq and is a predicted model, not a curated record. NCBI's taxonomy places the organism in Eukaryota, Metazoa, Arthropoda, Insecta, Lepidoptera, Papilionidae. Gene Ontology annotation, cellular component: endoplasmic reticulum membrane. The transcript has a single exon. Bases 115 to 1710 code for a protein of 531 amino acids.